Molecule: messenger RNA, 300 nt
Organism: Mycena indigotica
Lineage: Eukaryota; Fungi; Basidiomycota; Agaricomycetes; Agaricales; Mycenaceae
Exons: 4
Coding region: 82-300 (72 amino acids)
Biological process (GO): mitochondrial electron transport, cytochrome c to oxygen
Source: RefSeq, a predicted model, not a curated record
UUAGUUGACGGAGUGGAAGUAGGAUCACUAGGUACGGAUCAACGCGGAGAUAAAAAAUCUUUCUUUCCUCCCCUCAUCAUCAUGCUCGCCCGAGUCGUCGCUCGCCCCGCCAUUCGUCAGCUCCAUACGACGGCUAGACUUCGCUCUGGCCACGGAGACUAUAACCAUCUGCCCUUCAAGGUCCCAUUCCAAGGCGCGGCUGCAACUCCAUUUGGCCUGAAAAUGAUUGCAUUCCUCUCCUUCGGCUUCGCCGUACCAUUUGUUGCCGUCAAGUUGACGCAACUGAAGCGUGGCGCUUAA